GGCUACAGAAUGAACGCAGUUGCUUUCCUCUCAGUCUGAGAGGCAACUGCCAUUUUUCUUUUUCUUUUCUUUUUUUUUUGAGUUUUAUUUUCUUUCCUGUGCCUGACAUCAGGAGGAGACGCAGCCACCUUUUUUUCCGUUCCAUACGGUACUUUUUUGGACCCAGUCCUGUGUUAUUAUUUCUGUGCCUGGGAAGUACCAUGCCGGUUGUUGGCGUAGCCUCCAAGCUCAGGCAACCCUCUGCAGUGGGCACCAAGCCGGUGCACACCGCUCUCCCCAUCCCCAGUGCGGUCAGGGCGGCCGCCUCACAAGGCUACAUGACCCGACAGCAGGAGCUGAGGGCAGGUGACGGCGCCCCGGGGCUCUCCUGUCAGCUGUCAGUCAAGUCUGAGUUCCAGCAGGAGAAGACACCUGAGGGGAAGUCCAGAGCUGAGACAGAGGAGAGCAAGAUCUGCAAGAUUUACACAGACUGGGCUAAUCACUACCUGGCCAAGUCCGGCUGUCAACGCCUCAUCAAGGACCUGAGCCAAGACGUCACAGAUGGAGUCCUGCUGGCACAGAUCAUACAGAUCAUAGCGAAUGAGAAGGUGGAGGAUAUCAAUGGCAGCCCAAGGAGCCAGUCGCAAAUGAUCGAGAAUGUGGACGCCUGCCUCAGUUUCCUCGAUGCCAGAGGAGUAAAUGUACAAGGGCUUUCAGCAGAAGAGAUCAGGAAUGGCAACCUAAAAAGCAUCCUGGGUCUCUUCUUCAUCCUUUCACGCUACAAACAGCAGCAGCAACAACAGCAGCAGUACUACCAGUCCCUGGUGGAACUCAGCCAGCAGACCAGCAGCAGCACACCAUCCGCCAGCAGCCUCAAAACACAAGAGAUGCAGUCCAGUCUCACAGCACGAUAUGCAAGUCCCCCGGGCCACAGUGGAAUAGGGUCACCCCAAAAGAAAAACACAAGGUUACCGGGACCCUCCAGAGUACCUGCUGCAGGCAGCGGGGCCUCCAGGAGCCCGGGCUCAUCUAACCUCAACCGUCGCAGCCAGAGUUUCAAUAGCAUCGACAAGAGCAAACCUCUCCAGUAUGCCAGUGGCAAUGACAGAGAAGCAGUGAGGGGCAUCCCGGUAGUGGGCGGCAUGAAUGGGAGUGGUAUCAGUGGGACAGUUCCAACCAGCCUAAGUGGGCAGCAGCUGGCCUCUGCCAUCCCAUCACCCACUGCCGGCAAGACUUGGCGCAGCAAGUCCAUGAACCUCAAACACAGCGCCACCUCAUCCAUGCUGGCAAGUCCCACGCAUUCACCCUCCCCUACCUCUUCACCUCAGGGCCCAGAGGGCCUCCACUUACACGGGAGCGACGGGUCAAAGUUAGGAUCAGCUGUCGGUGUUGGAGCACCUCCUCAGCGGUCCAUGCUGGAGAAGUUCCGCUUGAUUAACCCUAGAUCAGCCUCAAGAGCAUCGCCGUCUGUGGCAGAGAUGGCUCUACAGGAGGAAGAUGACCUGUCUGAGUAUGGGGAGGAUGGACUGACGCCGACGGGGUCCAUGUGCAGCAGUAGCAGCGCUACAGCCAAGCAAAUGCCUACUAAGACACAGACUUCUUCCAUCACAUCAUCAAACAAAACCUCCUCUUCUUCGUCCUCAACUUCAUUUUCAAAGGCUUCUUCCAAUGGCAGCAGGUCCAUGGCCUCGUCGAAAGACAAGGAGGACAAAAGCAAGAGUGGGAAAUCAUCUAAGGACAAUUCUCCACCCAAAGAGGAGCGUGAAUCACUUUCAGAGUCCACCAAGAAGAGUUCCAAAAUUGCCAGCCUCAUCCCAAAAGGAGGAAAGCCUUCAUCAGGAAAGAAAGAUGGUGCCACCUCUUCUGCUUCCACCGGCAUCCCAAAACCAGGACUCAAAGCUCCCUCAACCUCAACAGCCAAGGCUCAGAGUCAAAGCCAGUCCCAAAGCCAGGCCUUAAACAGCAGCGGUAACCUACGGGGAGGAGACGGAGACAGAGCCAAGAUGACAAAAGGAGGACAGAGUGGGAGUUUCUACAUGCAGCGCUCCACUGGGGGCCCAGAGGGGAAGCGGACCAGCAUGACCUCUUCCACCAGCACCUCAGCCCUGUCUGGGACCAGUGGGAUCCUCGGAGGUGGAGGGGGAGCAGCACUCGGCGGGAAUGGAGUAGUUCAGCUUCCACAACAACAGCAGCACAACCACCCUAAUACUGCCACUGUGGCCCCCUUCAUGUACAGGACAUUCUCAGAAAAUGACUGCACCAUGGUGGCCCCGGCCGACCCCUGCCUCAGCCCCACCAAAGGAGAACUGGUCUACAGCAAGACAGCCAAACAGUGCCUGGAGGAGAUUUCAGGAGAAGACCCUGAGACAAGACGUAUGAGGACAGUGAAGAACAUCGCUGACCUGCGGCAGAACCUGGAAGAAACCAUGUCCAGUCUACGGGGAACACAAAUCAGCCACAGUACACUAGAAACAACCUUUGACACCACGGUAACCACUGAGGUCAAUGGGCGGACCCUGCCAGCCCUCGCCGCACGCUCCUCCCCCAUGGCCUGGCGUUUAGGCCAACCACAAACCCCGCGUCUCCAGGCAGGUGACGCCCCCUCAAUGCCCAGCGGCUAUGCUGUGCCCAGGUCAAGCACGACUUCUGCUGGCACCACCACAGGGCGCUACAGCGGGCACUCAGACCCCUCCAGGUUUGUGUACAGUGCCCCUCUGAGGCGAGCAGCAGCAGCGGGGGCGAGGGGGGCGGAGCAAGGGGAGAAGGGAGGAGGAGGGCUGGAAGGAGGGAAGCAGAUGGAGGUGGCAGGGUACAUGAGUGAUGGGGACAUCCUAGGAAAGAACGGCCGGAUGGAUGAGAUCACAAGCGGAUACCUUACAGACGGCGGCCUCCAUCUGUAUGCACGGAACACAGGCCGAUCCUCAGACGUGUCCUCUUCUCGAGAGGUUUCCCAGAGAGGAGGCAAAGAGAUGCAGGGCGACGUAGACAGCUGGGAUGACAGUAGCUCGGUGAGCAGUGGCCUGAGUGACACCUUGGACAACAUCAGUACCGAUGAUCUGAACACGCCGGCCUACCCCGCUGUCAGCUCAUCACGCAAAAACAAGGGAGCACAGUCCCAGAGAGGAAGCAGGUCCAAACAUGCAGAGCAGGAGGUGAGCAGCAGCUGGGCUGGAGCUGAGGACCUGAAGAAGGUGGAGGAGGAGCUGGACGCAAGCAUGGACCCGAGCAGUGGAUCCUCACGCUGGAAGCCUUCCUCAUCCUCCCCUUCCUCCCAAACCCAGGGCCAAUAUGAGGACGCUGGGCAAAAGGCGACUGCGUUGGCUCAGAUGUCUCAGACGGGCUCAUGGAGGAGGGGCAUGACGGCCCAGGUGGGCAUCACACCACCACGGACCAAGGGCACCUCUGCAGCCCACAAAACACCUGGUAAAACUGAUGAUGCCAAGGCCUCUGAAAAGGGCAAGGCACCUUCCAAGAGUUCAGCUGGCAUUCAACGCUCUCCUUCAGAUGCUGGGAAGAGUAGUGGAGAUGAAGGCAAGAAACCCCCCUCUGGCAUUGCACGCCCACCCACCUCAAGCUCCUUUGGAUACAAGAAGAUUCCAGGUCCCACUGGCACCUUAAUCACCUCCAGUGGUGCAACACUUGCCAGUGGCUCAGCUACUCUUGGCAAAGCACCCAAAUCCUCUGCUGCUCUGGGCAAAGGUACAGGAAUUGGGGGUGUGCGUAAGACUAGUCUGGACGGCUCACAGCCUCAGGAUGAUGGCAUCUUACUUGGCUGUGGAAGCUCUAAAGUGCCCCUACAGUACCGCUCUCUACCCAGACCGGCUAAAUCCUCCAGUGGGGGGGCAGCAGGACGCAGUGGUCAUCGUUCCAGUUCUAGCAGUAUCGACUCAAAUGUCAGUGGCAAGUCAGCCGGAGGGGCGGCAACUCCAGGCGGUGCCAAACGCAGGGAUGCCGGUAAAGUGGGCUCAGACCGGUCCAGUCCCAUCACCAUCAACCAGACAGACAAAGAGAAAGUUUCUGUGUCAGACCAGGACCCGGCAGCAGGACUGUCCACCUCCCCUAAAUCAAGUCCCACCUCCAGUUCAACAGGCCAGUCAGGCCUCAGGCAGCCAGGCUCCAAGUAUCCCGAUAUUGCUUCUCCUACCUUUCGCAGAUUGUUUGGCACCAAAGCCAGCAGCAAGGCCAGCUCUCCGGGCACGCCCGACUCUGGCAAGUGCCCCUCAAUACUGGGCAGCCCUCACGGCACGUUGGCGAGGCAGGCCAGUCUGGACUCUCCCUCUUCUGGCACGGGGAGCCUGGGCAGCGCUGGUGGGCAGAGCGGUGGCAGCAGCCCUCUGUAUGGUAAAACCCCAGACCUGUGUACUGACUCCCCGGCCUCCAGUCCAGCCUCUGGCCUCUCCCUGCCCUCCAAUGCUCGGCCCUGGCCUGCCUGUAGUUCAUCAGCUGGCAGCAAGGAUACACUGAGCUGCCAAAGUAUGACCAGUCUGCACACCAGCUCUGAGUCCAUUGAUUUACCGCUGGGCCACCACGGGCCUAAGGUUACCCGAACCGGCAGUGUCAAGUCCACCCUGUCUGAGGGCAUGCCUCUUGACAGAAACACGCUCCCCAAAAAGGGACUGAGGUACCCUCCAUCCUCCCGGCAGACCUCCCAUGAGGAAGGGAAGGAGUGGUUGAGAUCACAUUCAACAGGGGGGCUUCAGGACACCGGCAGUCAGUCACCACUGUCUCCUCCUGGAGCCUCCUGCACCACCACUGGAAAAUACCACUACUCUAACCUCCUGAGCCCCACAAACAUCAGCCAGUAUAACCUGCCACCAGGCAGCAGCAGCAUGAGCCGCUCCAACAGCAUCCCCGCCCAGGACUCCUUUGACCUGUAUGGAGAGGGGCAUCCACUGGGUGGCAGCGCUACCUCCCUGGAAGAUCGACCACGUGCCAUUAGCCGCUCUGGCUCCUUUAGGGACAGCACUGAUGAAGUCCAUGGUUCUUCACUGUCUCUGGUCUCCAGUACGUCUUCUCUGUACUCUGCGACAGAGGAGAAAGCACACUCAGAGGGCCAAACAGUCCAAAAUUCCACGCAAAUCAGAAAGCUGCGUCGUGAGCUGGACGCCUCUCAGGAGAAGGUUGCGACCCUGACGUCUCAGCUGGCUGCCAAUGCUCAUCUGGUGGCAGCCUUUGAGAAGAGCCUGAGUAACAUGACCUGCCGCCUGCAGAGCCUCACCAUGACUGCUGAGCAAAAGGAAUCUGAGUUGGUAGAGUUGAGGGAGACCAUCGAGACGCUGAAGACCCAGAACACAGACGCUCAGACCGCCAUCCAAGUGGCCCUCAAUGGUCCUGACCACCUACACAAAGACCUGCGGAUAAGACGGCAGCACUCUUCAGAAAGUAUGUCCAGUAUCAACAGCGCCGCCAGUCACUCCAGUAUGGGCAGCAUGGGCAAGGACGCAGAAGACAAGAAGAAGAAGAAGAAGAGCUGGGUGGCUGAUUCCAUCCCGGCUCAGUUACGCAGCUCCUUCAAGCAAGCGUUCAGCAAGAAGAAAACCAAAUCUCAAUCGGCGCAUGACGAGAUGGAGGAAAUGACCGAUUCAUUGCCAUCCUCGCCCAAACUGCAGCAUGACAACAGGCAAGGCAGCAUCGCCACUCUGCGUUCAUCACCUUCCACCACAGAAAAGUGCGUUUGUGAUAGCAAGUCCUCCCCAAUUUGGACACCUAAGAAAAAGCAAAAUGGUCAUGUGGUCUACAAGCACAGAUCACGGUUAUGUGAAUGCACAGAGGCCGAAGCGGAAAUCAUCCUCCAGCUGAAGAAUGAGCUGAGGGAGAAGGAGCUCAAGUUGACAGACAUAAGACUGGAGGCGCUCAGCUCUGCCCACCACCUGGACCAGAUCCGAGAGGCCAUGAACCGCAUGCAGAAUGAAAUUGAAAUACUCAAAGCUGAGAAUGAUCGUCUCAAGUCCAGCGGUAAUGCAACGCCAACGGCCACGCCCGUCAAGACUGCCAGGCCACCCUCCGAGACAUCCAGCACAUCCUCGUCAUCCUCACGUCAGUCCUUGGGGCUAUCGCUCAAUAACCUCAACAUCACUGACACCAUCAUGUCAGAUAUCCUAUUAGAUGACAGCUACGAGGGAAAUCUACGCAAAGAGGGUCGGAGUGUGCGAAUAGUGGUUACCAUCAGCAGUGGGCCAAAUACCACAAAGGGCAAACGUAUUCAGGAAUACCUGAUCGGGUCAAUAGGUGUGAGUGGGAAAACCAAGUGGGACGUCCUGGAUGGGGUCAUAAGACGCCUCUUCAAGGAGUAUGUGUUUCGGGUGGACCCUCAUACCAGCCUGGGUCUGAACUCCGACAGCAUUGUCUGCUACAGGAUGGGCGAGGUAGUCCGUUCCCAUACCUCUGAAGUGCCUGAGCUGUUGCCCUGCGGCUACCUGGUGGGCGACAACAACGUCAUCAAGGUCAACCUCAAAGGUAUAAAGGAGAACAGCAUAGACAGCCUGGUGUUUGACACACUCAUUCCAAAACCCAUUAUCCAGCGGUACCUCAACCUGUUGAUGGAGCACCGUCGCAUUAUCCUCUCAGGACCCAGCGGCACCGGCAAAUCCUUCCUGGCUGCCAAAUUAGCCGAGUACAUCAUUUCCCAAAUGGGUCAGGAGGUCACUGAGCACAACGUGGCCAGCUUCAACGUUGAUCAGAAUUCCAGCAAGGAUCUGCGUCAGUACCUGUCCAACCUGGCAGAACAGUGUAACUCUGAAGAGACGGACAUGGAGCUCCCCACUGUGGUCAUCCUGGACAACCUGCACCAUAUUGGGUCCCUCAGUGACAUAUUCAAUGGCUUCCUCAACUGCAAGUACCACAAAUGCCCAUACGUCAUUGGGACCAUGAACCAGGGAGUUUCCUCAUCCCCAAACCUUGAGCUCCACCACAACUUCAGAUGGGUGCUCUGCACAAACCACACUGAGCCGGUCAAAGGUUUCCUUGGUCGUUUCCUGCGGCGGAAGCUGAUAGAGACAGAGAUCGAUAAGAACAUGCGCAGCAAUGACCUGAUUAAGAUCAUUGACUGGAUCCCCAAGACCUGGCACCACCUCAACAGCUUCCUGGAGGCGCACAGCUCAUCUGAUGUCACCAUAGGCCCCCGUCUCUUCCUGUCCUGUCCCAUGGAUGUAGAAGGCUCUCGGGUUUGGUUCACUGAUCUGUGGAACUACUCCCUUGUGCCCUACCUGCUGGAGGCUGUCAGGGAAGGGCUUCAGCUCUACGGCAAAAGAGCAGCGUGGGAAGAUCCAUCUAAGUGGGUGAACGACACAUAUCCAUGGAACGCUGCCUCUCUGCAGCAGGAUGGCCAGUCGCUACUGCAGCUAAGGCCAGAGGACGUGGGAUAUGACGGCUACAGCUCGUCAAAGGAGGGCGCCUCAUCUAAGCAGGUGUCUCAGAGUGACACAGAGGGAGACCCCCUGAUGAACAUGCUGCUACGGCUGCAGGAGGCGGCAAACUACUCCAGCACGCAGAGCUGUGACAGCGACAGCACCAGUCACCAUGACGACCAGCUGGACUCAUCGUUGGAGUCGGCGCUAUGAGACCAAGAGCUACAGUGGGAUACGUUGAGCCCUCAAGCCCCUGGACCUCAUGAAGCCAGGAACCUUUGAACCUCCAUCACUAGCAGACACCCCCAAAGUGCACAGAUGUAUCAGAUAUGAGAAGUUUUAUUUUCCAAAAUGGUAUAUACACCAUUUAAAAGAAAAUCAAUUUUUAGAUAACAGAAUUGCAAAUUAUUCUUUGACUUACAGAGCAGUUGCCAACCUGCACUUGCAUUGGUCAAAAGAAAACCAGUGAAAUUAGCUGAAUUUAAUGGAUGUAUAACAUUUUUGAAAGCAACUUUUCAUAUAUGUGUUGGAGGGAGGUGUCUGGUAAAGGAGAGUAGUUCCUCUGAACUUGACUUCUGAGGAGUAAACCACACUUUGUGCUCAGCCGUGUUGAGGCACAGUUCACUCUUUCAGUUUUCACCUUGGGGUCAGUUUUCAAAAUGAAACUGGAUUUUUUUUUUCAAACCCAGUUAUAUCUUCAGAUGUUUACAAUGGGGGGCAGCUUCUGUUGUUUAUUCUUUGUUUACAGAGGUGAUUUUUACACAGACACAUACUCAUACAAAUGCACUUAAGUCACAGGCAGCAGCAGGAGGCUGUCAUUUAAACAGAGGCUUUCACUAGUUGCAGCUCCACCGCGACCAAACAAUCCAGCCUGCCAAAGUGUCCCUGAGCAAGGCACUGAAUCUGUACCACCCACAGGGAGGCUGGGCUGUGGAUGAGGCAAACAAACUGAGUUUCAAGGGGUAGUUUCAGGUUGAAUACCCUCUGGUGACCAUAAUGAAGGUUAAUAGAAACAAAGGCUUCUUACCACCAUUUAUUGGUGUCUGUUUUUUUUUCUAAUGAUAAAUUAUGAAAAAAAAAUAUGUCUGUACCUUCAUACUGGCUCCAGAUGUGCUUCAUUUUGAAACUGACACUUCUGCAGAGCCUCCACAGCCCAGGUGGUGUCACUUAAAAAUGACACCUCUGAGACACAGACACACAGCACACACCUCUCCUGCCAUCAGCUCAGCAGUGAGUUAAGUCUUGUGGUGCUGGUCUCCUGCCCUGAACCUCCUCAGUGUCAGGCACUGCCAAGCCGCUCGCUGCCCUGCAUGCCAACAACAAGCACAAAGAAAGCGCAUUGUCUGUGGGUCAUCCAGCCACAUUGCUACUGUGAAAAAAAAUGGACAAGUGCCAAUGUUUCCCUUUGAUUUACUGCCAAAUGUGCACAUACACGACCAUGCAUGCACACACACGCAGACAGAGAUGCAGAAAGACUGAGCUGACUAUUUACAAACUUAGAUUAAGUUGUUCUUGGCCACUCCACGGCCGGCUGUCUCUCCUUAGCUGUGAAUGCAUUGUGCACAGGAGGCAGGACUCUUGUGUGUCAUCACAGAAAAAGCUUGCAUUCAUGACAAAGCCCAUUUUGCUUUUGGAAUUUGCUUUAACCUGCAUGGAAAUCCACUUAAACAAGUUUAGCUUCCUGCAACAGGUUGAAAAUGUAUGUAUAUGCCCUUUACUCCAAGAGAUUAAAAGACAGAACUCAUACAUGUUUAAAAAGAAUGAACAAAAUACCAGUAAUAUUGAACCAACUGAUUAUAAACUGACCUUUAUGAAGCUGAUGAUUGUUUAGCCAAGCCUCUGCACAGAACUCUGUGGGAGUCGCAUACACACUCAUUAGCAGUCUAUUUGGUACCAAAAAAGUAUAAUGCAUACAAAUGAUCCAGAUCAGCUCAAGAGCUGAAUAAAGGAACAAUGAUUUUGGUGCUUUCUCACUGCCUUAAAUGUGCAAAAGUUUGGAUGGCAUCUUUCGCCUCCCAUUAGCUAUAGUGAGAAGAAGAGAUGUUUAUGUUGAUCUGCUUCCUGCUACGUCAAAGAUGCUGCUUGUAGUUGGAUAAACAGCCUCUUUUUUCCUUCCCCUCCCUCUCCAAACUCUCUUUUGUCUGACAGUCAAGUAUAAAAGCUGAGAGUUCAUGUUGUAUUUGAAGUUAAACAGACCAAUAUUGUAAAAACAUUUAAAGGGGGUGGGGUGUUUUUUAGUUGUUUAUGGCCCAGUUGAGCUGGGCUCACUUGAACCGACAGGAGCACAACCAAACUGUUUGGGUUUUCUAGCCUGAUGAGCAUGUUUUGAGCUUUUUAUGGGGCUGCAUUGAGAAGAGACCUUUACCUUUAUGUAUGCGUGUAUUGGACGGAAGCCAUUUUGAAUUCUGAUUGUCCUCUCUUUGUUUAACGAGUGGGUUGGUUUUGCACACUUGAGGUGGGGGUGGGUUGUAAAUACUUAAGUCUUGCACAGUGAAUCAAAGAUGCAUUCUGCCCUGUUGAUGUUACAAUAUGCUUAACCCGCUGAGUAAAUUAUUGUACUUUGAAAACAGAGAGAAAAAAAAGAAAUGCAAAAACUCAACACGCUGUCAGAAACAGGUGUGUGUCUUGUGGUGAUUGGAUGUUUUGCCUAUGCAGGAAGCAUACAGUGUACAGUAAGAAAAAGAAACUUUUUAACUCAGUAUAAUGUUUCCACUAAAAUCACAGAAAAUAGGCACUUUCCCAGUAUUCUCCCAUCCUGCCAUAAUAAUCUCUGGAUCUUCUCCGUCCUGUUAUUCCUUCAGAAUACGUCCUCUCUGAACGUAUAAACCCAAGCUUAUUGCCACGUUAGGCUUGACAGCUGUCUGAGGGACCGAAGCUGACCCAACACCGUACUGUAUACAUUUACCAACAACAAACAGGUGCUACUGGUCAAUUAAAACCUACCACAGACCAACAAGUUAUGCUGUCACAACCUCAGGACAAUCCUAUCCUCUACAAUCCUACCUGUGUCCAGCUUCACACAUGUCUCUGCAGCCAAGCCUCCGAUGGUUUGCAUAUAUGCUUCUGGCCAACACCGCCAGCCUUGUGUCUGCACAGGUGUGUAGUUGCAUGCUAAGGGGGUCGUAACCGUGGUAACAGAUUUAUUCUGACCUAUAAAUACACCCAGUAUGUUAAACCUGAGCUUAUAUCUUCCCCAAUGCAGUGCAAACACACAGUUUGACCCUCUCAGCUGUUCCACACUCCUGGUGUAGACCAUUAGGUCCCAAACUAGCUGUACUUCUAUACCGUUACAGUGUACACCAUAGUGUUGAUGGUCAACUGGUAACUUUUACACUUACACUUGCAGUUACAUCUCAGUUGAAAACCAUAGCAUUUACUCUGGUUUAAGAGAAAGUUUUCUUCUUUUUGGGUGAAACAUUUGUCCUUAAAUGUUUUAUAUUUUGUACAUUUGUAUGUAACAUAUCAUGUAAAUAGACAGAGACAGUGAUUUAACUCAUCUGGAGGAUUUUGUAGUCUUUGUAAAGCCCUAAUAAAUGGUAUUUGGUGUCACACAAGCAAA
Messenger RNA from Sphaeramia orbicularis (orbiculate cardinalfish), 10884 nucleotides. It is a transcript of the gene nav3, whose product is annotated as neuron navigator 3. Gene Ontology annotation, biological process: neurogenesis; nervous system development. Gene Ontology annotation, molecular function: ATP hydrolysis activity; protein binding; ATP binding. The coding region runs from base 201 to 7538 and encodes 2445 amino acids. The transcript has 41 exons. NCBI's taxonomy places the organism in Eukaryota, Metazoa, Chordata, Actinopteri, Kurtiformes, Apogonidae. The record is from RefSeq and is a predicted model, not a curated record.